This is a messenger RNA of Rhopilema esculentum, 1450 nucleotides long. RefSeq lists its product as uncharacterized. The record is from RefSeq and is a predicted model, not a curated record. Gene Ontology annotation, cellular component: membrane. Lineage: Eukaryota; Metazoa; Cnidaria; Scyphozoa; Rhizostomeae; Rhizostomatidae.
UUGUGACGCUAUAUCUCAAGCAAAAAUUGAUCGUCGAUGUAAAGCUGUUCCUUCAUUUUGUGCAAGCAAGAAGCUCUGCGUUCACACAUCCAUUGCAUAUUUCGAUUUAUAAAAAUAGUUUGCAAAGAAACCAGUUUGCUAUCAUACCAAGUUAAUAUACAUUUCACAAGCUUCAAGAACUGACAAUGUCCACGCAGUGAGAAACAUCGAGGUAAAGAAACAGAAUAAAAAUGAAAUGAACACUGGACAGCCUGUAAGCUAUUACAUCAGCACAGGAACAGUUGUACCUCUUCAAAAAGGAAGGACAUAUAUUGGUUUUGAGUUCACUAGUAACAACGGCCUAAAGAGUUUUCGCUUGUAAUACAAACGGACCAAUGAGACUCAAAUUGCCUUACAUGGGUAAAAUUGCUGGUUUGGCUUUGAUCCAGUCAACUGUUAGUGCGUUAGGCCUUCUCCUUACAUCCGUCAUUUGGAACAAGUGGGAAAGCUGCCAUUCAGUGAUAGAUGGAAGGCUCGUCAUGUACCGCACAGGAUUAUGGGAAAAAUGUAUAGAUGACCAUAUCCUAAGGGUCAGUGAAUGCGCAGCACUUGGAAAAGAGACUGCGCCCUUAAAAUCUGUGAUAGUGUUGAUGCUAUUGGCCAUCUCUCUCCAAGCCAUCUCUAUCAUCAUGGGCCUAAUCAUUCGAAGAUAUGAGAGACAACAAUGCCUGAUUAUUGUGCCAAUUAUAUUCAACUUUGCUGCUGCUUUGUGUGGGACGAUUGGCCUCUCCGUGUAUGCUGCUCAUUACGACAAAAAGAACUGUCGUCUCGGUGCCAGUUACGUCAUAGGCUGGGUCGGCAUGCUGGAAGUAUACCUAAGCUGCUUUCUUUACAUCCUAGUUGCACAUGGAAAAUAGGAUAUGGACGCAUAGAACUCAGUUUUUAUUUUAAGCAGAAAGGCACUUUUAUCAGACCACGAUUACACGAUGAUCCUAACAGGGGCGGAUCCAGAGCAAACUUGAAGGAGGGGCAGUCGGUAGUGGGGGUGCUAAGAAAUUUUCAAAAAUUGGUGACGCGAGUACGCUGUAUAUCUAAACAAUUUCAGAUCAAUUUUCGGAAUAAACAACAUAUCUUUUAACUAACCCUUGAAGCAAAUUAACCUAUCUGUCUCAGAAUCUUUUUCAUCUGAUUCUCAAUCUUCAAAAGGGGCUCACAAUUUCCAAAAAAGGGGCGUCAUACUUGCCACUGGCCACUGGACCCGAUAAAAAAGUGCUGUUGUUAAGCAUCCCGUUUACUACCCUGGGUACUAGAGCAACAUAAAUUCGAGAGCAGAAAUAGAAGAUAAGAGUGAAGAAACGGAGUAGCAUCUACGCUCCUCCGUGUCUCUGCUUGGUCUUCUAUUUACGCACCCGAAAUUUGGUGGCCCUGAUACCUAGGGUACCCGUUUACUCGAGCUCAGGGACGCCGGAGA